Molecule: messenger RNA, 1860 nt
Organism: Effrenium voratum
Lineage: Eukaryota; Dinophyceae; Suessiales; Symbiodiniaceae
Source: the annotation of a GenBank genome assembly
AUGGCUGAUGAAGAGGCAGCCGAUGUGCCCCCUGAGCCUGUGCCACGAGUGACUGAAGAGGAGCUGGAAGCUCGAAAAGGAGUCUUUGAUCAGAUCUUCGCUGGCUAUGAAGCGCUGGAGGUCAAGCAGAAAUCCAUGGCCGAAAGGCGUGAAAAAGAGGCGCCACCUCCUCCGCCUGAAGAUGGGGACGCUGUGGAAGAACCACCAGAGACAACGCCAAACAUUGCCCUGGCCUACAGCGAGCUGAGCUUCUCCAUUGUCGAUCGAUUCGUGAACCUGGUGAAGGAGAAGUGUGGCCCCAUGUAUCCAGGGCAAGGUGUAUUCCUGGACUUUGGGAGUGGCUGCGGCAAGAAUUGCUUGGCUGCUGCACUUUUACACCCAUUUCAGAAGGUGGUCGGCAUCGAAGCUUUGCAGAGCCUCAAUGAUAUCGAGGCCGCCGUCCAGGCCAAGUAUGCUGAGGCUGAACUUCCCGAGGGACUGGUGAAGCCGGAGAUCAGCUUCGUGAAAGGUGAUUUUGUGUCAGAGUUUGACACCCUCCUGGAGACGAUUGCUCCAGAGGCAACCUUUGUUGUGGCGACCGCCACCACAUUUGGAGACCCGGAGAUGCAGGCAGUUGCCAAGUUGGCGCAGAAGAUGCCGCAAGGCGCCUCGCUAUUCACCGUCACGCAGAAGCUGGAGGAUGCCCUGGUGGUAGAUGUGAACCGCGCGCCGCGGCAGCGCCGCUUCUUGGCCACGAAGAAGGCCUUGGCGCAGCGCGGAGUGGAGCCCACAGGCAUCGAGAUUGAGCUUGAGCCAGCAGAGAAUGAUCUGAAUGGUUGGAGGCUGAUGCAUUCAGAGCCCCUGGAGUUGGAGUGGGGCACAACCACCUGUUACCUGUACAAGAAGUACUGCUAUCCUUUCUGCGAUGUGGGCGACGUCUGCAUGGCCACCGGCUUGCCGGAAGCAGACCAGACUGUGAUGCCAGCGUACUAUGUGGGGCCGACAGCUGUACGGUACAUGGAUGACCUGUCAGAAAAAGAGGUUGAGGUGAGCAAGAUUGCCCCGUUCUGCGAGGAAAGUCGCAAGAAGGCCGUGAACCUUUACCAGCAGAUGAAGCUGGAAACCCUCAAGCAGCUGGCGGCCUCAAAGAGUGCGGAGGAAGUAGCAGAUGCCUUGGCACUGAUACGGACAGACAACGAGGCCUUUGCACAGGAUGGUAAGGUGGAGGCUACGGACAUUGCGAGGCUUCUGGAAGCUUUGUCUGAAGGGUAUGGUGUUCCGCCCGGCGAGAAGGUGGCCCAGGUGUUAGGCUCCCACUGGACGGAUGCCUGCGCCGAGCUGGACACGGAGGGCACAGGAGCGUGGGGAGGAGCCCUCCAGGAAGAGCAGCUUCAGACGGUCUGGGGCAAGGUGAAAGGUAAAAUAGCGGGCAUGGUUGAAAGUAAGCUUAUGGAGUUGAAGGGAGAGCGUGUGGGCCUCGACGAAAGGAAGCCCGGACAGACGCCACGAAAACACAAGGCCGUCGAGGGCCUUGGUUUGGUCCAGCUGGGCUCGCAGCUUCAUCGCAUCCGCGAUCAGCCACAGGAGCACAACGCAUCUGCACUGGUGCCGCUGCUGGAGGUUGAGCAGGACGUGAGCGGUGCUGCACAGCUGGCCUUUCUCGAGGAUGGCAGGACGGUCCUUGGCCUUGUGCCGAACGGCACUUUGCUGAUGUACCAUCUGGAGUCCACUGCACCGUUGCAUUUGCGAUUGCCACAAGGGGAUGGUGCAGAGUGGCUUGGUCUUUGCUCUCCCGGAGGUCGCGAAGUCUUCUUGGUUGGCAGGGCGAGCAGGUCUAGCGAUUUCGGCAUUUGGAGGACGUACCUUCCUGCGUGGCUUUGA